AUGGAGAGCAAGUUGCUGGUUGGAGGUAAAAACAUCACGGACCACACCAACGAGCAGCAGAAGAUGUUGGAGAUGAAGAGACAGGAGAUCGCAGAGCAGAGUCGCAGUGAGCGGGAGAUGCAGCAGCAGAUGUUGGUGCAGGACGAGGAGACGCUGGAGCUCAGAGAAACAUUCACUUCGUUACAACAGGAAGUGGAGGCCAAGACCAAGAAACUGAAGAAGUAUCUGAAGGUUUGUCCUCCGCCUCCUCUGCUCUCUCUCCCUCAUGAGAGAAACUAA
This is a messenger RNA of Knipowitschia caucasica, 279 nucleotides long. The record is from the annotation of a GenBank genome assembly. NCBI's taxonomy places the organism in Eukaryota, Metazoa, Chordata, Actinopteri, Gobiiformes, Gobiidae.